AUGUGCUGUGGGCUGUGCAGGAGCAUCAAGCAGAGCGCUGUCUGCCACCAGUUCCGGCAGGCCCUGCCGACUCCUGCGCCCUCGUCGGAGGCCCUGCCGACUCCUGCUCCCUCGUCGGAGGCCCUGCCGACUCCUGCGCCCUCAUCGGAGGUUCUGCUCACUCCGCCCAUUACUGUGUCUUCGUGGGAGGCUCGGCCUCUCACUGGUCCCCUGUCAUCUGGUCGGCCUCCAAGCUGCCCUCCUGAUCUGGUCUCCGUGUUCAGUCGGCCUCCCGGCCGCCCACCUGAACUGUCGUGGCCUUAUGGCCUUCCUCCAGGCCGUCCUCCUGAACUUUCUGGGCUAUAUGCCCUGCCUCCAGGCCGUCCGCCGUCCCUCCUCCGGAACCCCUCCACCCACUCUGCUUUGUGUUUCUGA
This is a messenger RNA of Labrus mixtus (cuckoo wrasse), 414 nucleotides long. RefSeq lists its product as uncharacterized. NCBI's taxonomy places the organism in Eukaryota, Metazoa, Chordata, Actinopteri, Labriformes, Labridae. The record is from RefSeq and is a predicted model, not a curated record. The transcript is spliced from 2 exons. Bases 1 to 414 code for a protein of 137 amino acids.